AUGGCUUCCGGUAAGAGGCCCGAACACCAAGCUCCUCCAGAAAUUUUCUACGAUGAAGUUGAAGCCAGAAAAUACACGUCGAAUUCCCGUAUGAUUGAAAUUCAAGAACAGAUGUCUGAAAGAGCCAUCGAGUUAUUGGCUUUACCUGAAGACACUCCCUGUCUUAUACUGGAUUUGGGUUGUGGUUCAGGUCUUAGUGGGGAAAGUUUAACUGAACAAGGUCAUAUAUGGAUGGGUAUAGAUAUAAGUAGUCACAUGCUUGAUAUUGCAUUAGAAAGAGAAGUUGAAGGUGAUGUGUUUUUGUCUGAUAUGGGACAAGGAAUGUUUUUCAGACCAGGCACGUUUGAUGGUGCUAUGAGUAUUUCUGCUUUACAGUGGCUUUGCAAUGCAGAUAAAAAGUCCCACAGUCCUCCCAAAAGGUUGUAUAGAUUCUUUAGCACGCUUUAUAGCUCUUUGAAAAGGGGCAGCAGGGCAGUCUUUCAGUUUUAUCCUGAGAAUUCAAGUCAGAUAGAAAUGAUUACAACACAGGCAAUGAAAGCAGGAUUUGGUGGGGGACUGGUGGUGGAUUACCCUAAUAGUACAAAAGCUAAAAAGAUGUUUUUAUGUUUGUUUGCUGGUGGGUCAACAACUCAACAAACGCUGCCAAAGGGUUUAGGUACAGAUACAAAAAUGUUUCCAAGUCAAGUAUCAUACAGUGAAUCCAGGGGAAAUGGAAAAAGGAAACGAGAAAGAAAAUCGGUCAAAAAAUCUAGAGACUGGAUUUUAGAGAAAAAAGAAAGGAGGCGUAGACAAGGAAGGGAUGUUAGACCAGAUUCCAAGUUCACAGGAAGAAGAAGAACCGGAAAGUUCUAAAUUUACAUUCGACUUCUUAUUUACAAAAUUUAGUCAAUAGUGUAUGACCAAAAAAAACCAAUAAAAUAUUUAAAUAAAACAU
This is a messenger RNA of Saccoglossus kowalevskii, 934 nucleotides long. Its product is annotated as 18S rRNA (guanine-N(7))-methyltransferase-like. Gene Ontology annotation, cellular component: nucleolus. Gene Ontology annotation, biological process: rRNA (guanine-N7)-methylation. NCBI's taxonomy places the organism in Eukaryota, Metazoa, Hemichordata, Enteropneusta, Harrimaniidae. Gene Ontology annotation, molecular function: rRNA (guanine) methyltransferase activity. The record is from RefSeq and is a predicted model, not a curated record.